AUGUGCCCAGCCAAAUCCCCCAAUCUGCCCAGCCACAUCCCCCAAUCUGCCCAGCCACAUCCCCCAAUGUGCCCAGCCACAUCCCCCAAUGUGCCCAGCCACAUCUCCCAAUGUGCCCAGCCACAUCCCCCAAUGUGCCCAGCCACAUCCCCCAAUGUGCCCAGCCACAUCCUCCAAUCUGCCCAGCCACAUCCCCCAAUGUGCCCAGCCACAUCCCCCAAUGUGCCCAGCCACAUCCCCCAAUCUGUCCAGCCACAUCCCCCAAUGUGCCCAGCCACAUCCCCCAAUGUGCCCAGCCACAUCCUCCAAUCUGCCCAGCCACAUCCCCCAAUCUGCCCAGCCACAUCCCCCAAUGUGCCCAGCCACAUUCCCCAAAAGUGGGCUGGGGUAGUGUGGGCUGAUGUAGAGUGGGCUGGGCUCGAGUGGGCUGGGGUAGUGUGGGCUGGGGUAGUGUGGGCUGGGGUAGUGUGGGCUGGGGUCGAUUGGGCUGGGGUAGUGUGGGCUGGGGUAGUGUGGGCUGGGGUCGAUUGGGCUGGGGUAGUGUGGGCUGGGGUAGUGUGGGCUGGGGUAGUGUGGGCUGGGGUCGAGUGGGCUGGGGUAGUGUGGGCUGGGGUAGUGUGGGCUGGGGUUGAUUGGGCUGGGGUAGUGUGGGCUGGAGUAGUGUGGGCUGGGGUAGUGUGGGCUGGGGUAGUGUGGGCUGGGGUAGUGUGGGCUGGGGUCGAUUGGGCUGGGGUAGUGUGGGCUGGGGUAGUGUGGGCUGGGGUCGAUUGGGCUGGGGUAGUGUGGGCUGGGGUAGUGUGGGCUAGGGUAGUGUGGGCUGGGGUCGAUUGGGCUGGGGUAGUGUGGGCUGGGGUAGUGUGGGCUGGGGUUGAUUGGGCUGGGGUAGUGUGGGCUGGAGUAGUGUGGGCUGGGGUAGUGUGGCCUGGGGUAGUGUGGGCUGGGGUCGGGGCUCGAUUGGGCUGGGUGUGGGCUGGGGUAGUGUGGGCUGGGGUCGUUUGGGCUGGGGUAGUGUGGGCUGGGGUCGAUUGGGCUGGGGUAGUGUGGGCUGGGGUAGUGUGGGCUGGAGUAGGGUGGGCUGGGGUAGUGUGGGCUGGGGUCGAUUGGGCUGGGGUAGUGUGGGCUGGGGUAGGGUGGGCUGGGGUAGUGUGGGCUGGGGUCGAUUGGGCUGGGGUAGUGUGGGCUGGGGUAGGGUGGGCUGGGGUAGAGUGGGAUGGGGUCGAUUGGGCUGGAGUAGUGUGGGCUGGGGUCGAUUGGGCUGGGGUAGUGUGGGCUGGGGUCGAUUGGGCUGGGGUAGUGUGGGCUGGGGUAGUGUGGGCUGGGGUCGAUUGGGCUGGGGUAGUGUGGGCUGGGGUCGAUUGGGCUGGGGUAGUGUGGGCUGGGGUAGUGUGGGCUGGAGUAGGGUGGGCUGGGGUAGUGUGGGCUGGGGUAGAGUGGGCUGGGGUAGUGUGGGCUGGGGUAGUGUGGGCUGGGGUAGUGUGGGCUGGGGUAGUGUGGGCUGGGGUAGAGUGGGCUGGGGUAGUGUGGGCUGGGGUUGAUUGGGCUGGGGUAGUGUGGGCUGGAGUAGGGUGGGCUGGGGUAGAGUGGGCUGGGGUAGUGUGGGCUGGAGUAGUGUGGGCUGGGGUAGUGUGGGCUGGGGUAGUGUGGGCUGGGGUCGAGUGGGCUGGGGUAGUGUGGGCUGGGGUUGAUUGGGCUGGGGUAGUGUGGGCUGGAGUAUUGGCUGGGGUAGUGUGGGCUGGGGUCGAUUGGGCUGGGGUAGUGUGGGCUGGGGUAGGGUGGGCUGGGGUAGUGUGGACUGGGGUCGAUUGGGCUGGGGUAGUGUGGGCUGGGGUAGUGUGGGCUGGGGUCGAUUGGGCUGGGGUAGUGUGGGCUGGGGUAGUGUGGGCUGGGGUAGGGUGGGCUGGGGUAGUGUGGGCUGGGGUAGUGUGGGCUGGGGUAGUGUGGGCUGGGGUCGAUUGGGCUGGGGUAGUGUGGGCUGGGGUAGUGUGGGCUGGGGUCGAUUGGGCUGGGGUAGUGUGGGCUGGGGUCGACUGGGCUGGGGUAGUGUGGGCUGGGGUCGAUUGGGCUGGGGUAGUGUGGGCUGGGGUAGUGUGGGCUGGGGUCGAUUGGGCUGGGGUAGUGUGGGCUGGGGUCGAUUGGGCUGGGGUAGUGUGGGCUGGGGUAGUGUGGGCUGGGGUAGUGUGGGCUGGGGUAGAGUGGGCUGGGGUAGUGUGGGCUGGGGUCGAUUGGGCUGGGGUAGUGUGGGCUGGGGUCGAUUGGGCUGGGGUAGUGUGGGCUGGAGUAGGGUGGGCUGGGGUAGUGUGGGCUGGGGUCGAUUGGGCUGGGGUAGUGUGGGCUGGGGUAGGGUGGGCUGGGGUACUAGUGCCUCAGCUAGAGCCUCAGCUAGAGCCUCAGCUAGAGCCUCCGCUAGAGCCUCAGCUAGAGCCUCCGCUAGAGCCUCAGCUUGUGCCUCAGCUAGAGCCUCAGCUAGUGCCUCAGCUAGUGCCUCAGCUAGUGCCUCAGCUAGAGCCUCAGCUAGAGCCUCAGCUAGAACCUCAGCUAGUGCCUCAGCUAGAGCCCCAGCUAGUGCCUCAGCUAGAGCCUCAGUUAGAGCCUCAGCUAGAGCCUCAGCUAGUGCCUCAGCUAGAGCCCCAGCUAGUGCCUCAGCUAGAGCCUCAGCUCGAGCCUCAGCCUCUGUCAAUGCCCAAGUAG
Molecule: messenger RNA, 2688 nt
Organism: Oncorhynchus keta (chum salmon)
Lineage: Eukaryota; Metazoa; Chordata; Actinopteri; Salmoniformes; Salmonidae
Product: glutamine-rich protein 2-like
Exons: 6
Coding region: 1-2688 (895 amino acids)
Source: RefSeq, a predicted model, not a curated record